Colossoma macropomum (tambaqui) is the source of this 1810-nucleotide messenger RNA. RefSeq names its product neuronal acetylcholine receptor subunit alpha-9-II. Gene Ontology annotation, biological process: regulation of membrane potential; chemical synaptic transmission; monoatomic ion transmembrane transport. Gene Ontology annotation, cellular component: synapse; neuron projection; postsynaptic membrane. Gene Ontology annotation, molecular function: acetylcholine-gated monoatomic cation-selective channel activity; transmembrane signaling receptor activity. Lineage: Eukaryota; Metazoa; Chordata; Actinopteri; Characiformes; Serrasalmidae. The transcript has 6 exons. Bases 131 to 1753 code for a protein of 540 amino acids. The record is from RefSeq and is a predicted model, not a curated record.
AGACACUGGCUAGCGCUCUCUCUCUCGCUCAGGUUUAAUUGGGGUUGGACAGCGGUGUGCACGUUGGAUGAAGCAUCAGGCCACUCCAGUUCUUUUUUCUGCAUCAAUGUGAAUCUUCCUUCCCUGGGACAUGAACGGGACGCUGCUGGCUGUCUGCUUUGGGAUGCUGUUCUUGGAGGUAGCUCACUCGGCACAAGGGCGCUUCGCACAGCAGCUGUUGAAUGAUCUAAUGGAGAAUUACUCCAACGCCCUGCGGCCGGUGGAGGAUACAGACAAAACCCUCAACGUCACCCUGCAGAUUACACUGUCUCAAAUUAAAGACAUGGAUGAGCGGAACCAGGUGCUGAUAGCGUACCUGUGGAUCAGGCAGACGUGGUAUGACGCGUAUUUGAAGUGGGAUAAAGAGGAGUAUGAUGGAUUGGAGGUCAUUCGCAUCCCCAGCAGCCUGGUGUGGAGACCAGAUCUAGUGCUGUAUAACAAGGCUGAUGAUGACCUCUCUGAGCCUGUGGACACUAAUGUGGUUUUGCGCUACACGGGGGAAAUCACCUGGGACGCUCCAGCCAUCACGAAAAGCUCAUGUGUGGUGGAUGUCUCUUAUUUUCCCUUUGACAGCCAGCAGUGCAACCUCACCUUCGGAUCCUGGACCUACAACGGCAAUCAGGUGGACAUCACCAUGGCGAUGGACAGCGGCGACCUGUCCGACUUCGUGGAGAACGUGGAGUGGGAGUGUCACGGCAUGCCUGCCACCAAGAACGUGAUCAUGUACGGCUGCUGCUCGGACCCGUACCCGGACAUCACGUACACGGUGCUGCUGAAGCGCCGCUCCUCCUUCUACAUCUUCAACCUGCUGCUGCCCUGCUUCCUCAUCUCCUUCCUGGCGCCGCUGGGCUUCUACCUGCCGGCAGACUCUGGGGAAAAGGUCUCUCUCGGGGUCACUGUGCUGCUGGCCCUCACCGUCUUCCAGCUGGUGGUGGCUGAGAGCAUGCCUCCAUCUGAAAGCGUGCCACUCAUAGGUAAGUACUACAUUGCGACAAUGACUAUGAUCACGGCCUCCACUGCUCUGACCAUCUUCAUCAUGAACAUCCACUUCUGUGGCGCUGAAGCCAAACCCGUGCCGCAGUGGGCCAAAGUCCUCAUCAUCGACUACAUGAGCAAGAUCUUCUUUGUUUAUGAGAUCGGAGAGAACUGUGCCUCACCGCUGAGACAGAAUGAAGACAUGGAGGAACGUUACGGCCUGAAGCCUCAUCAGAACCAAUACCAAGGAAGCCUGCAGCACCUGCAGCCCAACAGGAAGCUGAAGGAGCCUCCAGGCCCAGGAGGUCUAAACCCCAGUCGUCAUGGUCCACAACCACAGCUGCAACCCUCCAUCUCUGGGGACCAGAUCAGGAUUUCUGCCCUUUUCUCUCAGACCUCAGGGAAGCAGGAGAGUUUUCUGAAUGAUGCUGUUUUGAAAGACGCUGCGUCUUCUUGUUGUCUGGACGAUGAGAAGCAACCCCCUGCGGCUCUGACCUUUGAUCUCUGCAUAUUCUGCGGCCGGCGUAGUAGCGGCGACGUUCUUGGGCUCUUCAGGGGUGACUCCAAGCUGGUCAGUAACGUAGAGUACAUUGCAAACUGCUUCCGGGAGCAGAGAUCAACGUGUAUGAAGGUGGCGGAAUGGAAGAAGGUGGCCAAGGUGAUGGACAGAUUUUUCAUGUGGAUCUUCUUCAUCAUGGUCUUCCUCAUGAGCAUCCUCAUCAUUGGAAAGUCGCCGUGACGACCAAGCGAUAAGAGGACAUUGCAAUAGCACCAUAAUUGUGUGGUUUAGGUUAUA